Molecule: messenger RNA, 6444 nt
Organism: Actinia tenebrosa (Australian red waratah sea anemone)
Lineage: Eukaryota; Metazoa; Cnidaria; Anthozoa; Actiniaria; Actiniidae
Biological process (GO): amino acid metabolic process
Molecular function (GO): asparaginase activity; protein binding
Source: RefSeq, a predicted model, not a curated record
UUGAUUCCCGCGAGAUUCCCGCAACUUCGUGGUUCAAUAUACGAUAUACUGAUCGACACUCUUGUGUUUUCAUGUUUAUUUCCUCGUCAUAUUUCCUAUUGAUAGAUACUUCGGGCAUCUACAUGGCGUAAAAGGAAUGGAAUAUCUUUCUAGUGAAUCUUUUGGGCAAUGAUAUGUUCACUCAUAUGGCAAAGCGACUUCCGGGUCCAUUAACGUGAAUGGGUUCCCUGUGGUAAAGUCGUUAAGCAAAAGCGGGAAGGCACGUCAAGAUCAAGUAUUCACUGUUGUUACUCAUUCAUUCAUCUUCGUUCAUGGCGUCCACCAAAUGUUAUGGAGGGGCCAGAACAUCCCGUGUUCUUGUUUUAUACACUGGAGGCACAAUAGGGAUGGAGAAGACAGAAGCAGGGUAUCAGCCAAAGGUUGGGUUCUUGCAGAAGCAAAUCAAGCGCCUGCCAAUGCUUUAUGAUGAAGAAUACUCCAAAAAGAACUCAUCCAUUGAGACAACUAUUGACCCUCAAGAAGAAGAUCAGGGCAGCUCAAACAGCAGCGCUCUCGAGGAACUAGCAAUGCCGAUAUCUCAACAUGGAGUAAGGAUCAUAUACUUCAUAAAGGAAUAUGUACCUAUUAAGGACUCUUCUAAUUUGACGAUUGAGGACUGGGUAACAAUAUCUCUGGAUAUUAAACAGCAUUAUGCAGAUUACGAAGGCAUUGUUGUCAUUCAUGGGACAGACACUAUGGCAUAUACAGCAUCAGCGCUGUCAUUCAUGCUGGAAAACUUGGGCAAAACUGUCAUAUUAACAGGAUCACAGGUUCCUAUUUAUGAACAGAGAAAUGAUGGACGUGAUAAUCUUCUUGGUGCACUCAUGUUCGCAGGUCACUAUGUUAUACCAGAGGUUUGUGUUUUUUUCAAUGGCAAAUUAUACAGAGGAAACAGAACAACCAAAGUGAAUGCUGACAGCUUCAGUGCAUUCAACUCUCCAAAUCUCCCGCCAUUGGCAACUAUGACAGUCAAAAUUGAAGUUCAAUGGGAUGCCAUCUUCAGAUGCAAUAAUAACACUAGAUUCUGUGUUCACACCCAGAUGAAUCCUAAUGUUGGGCUAUUGAGGCUGUUUCCUGGCAUCACGGCAUAUACUGUAAAAGCAUUUCUUCAAGAACCAAUGCAAGGAGUUGUUUUACAAACCUAUGGUGCAGGGAAUGCCCCUAAUAAUCGUGACGACCUCAUUACCGAGAUCAAGAAAGCCUCUGAAAGAGGUGUCAUUAUUGUUAACUGUACCCAAUGUAUCCAUGGAUCUGUUGCAGAUGCUUAUGCAACUGGAAGGACAUUAUUGGAAGCUGGUGUUAUUCCUGGAUCUGACAUGACGCCAGAGGCUGCUUUGACUAAGCUUUCUUAUGUUCUCGGCAAAGAGCACAUGACGAACAAAGAAAGAAGAGAGCUCGUGAAACAUAACUUACGUGGUGAGCUGACUGUAGCUCAGUCACAGGAACAUUUUUCACUGAAGGACAGUGAGUUUAUUGAAGCUGUUGCUGUUUCAUUGCAUGUUGGAUCUAGUGAGGAAAUGAAGUACAUCAGGAAAGCUCUUCUACCAGUCUUAAUGUGUUCCGCAGCCAGCUCUGGUAAUGUUCCUACCCUUAAAAAACUACUGGAACAGGGUGCCGAUCCAAAUGGAACAGUAAACUAUGAUGGCAGACGGCCUCUCCAUAUUGCAUGUCUUAAUGGCAACCUUGAGGUAGUAAAUUUUCUGCUGUCCCAAGGUGCAUUUGUUCAUGUGCAGGACAUGUUCAAUAAUAGCCCUCUUGACGACACUAUUAAAUUCAGGCAUAAAGAAGUGGUGAAAAGACUCAUUGAAGCUGGAGCUAUUCUUAACAAACAACAAUCACAAGUUGCUGCUGAAGUUUGCUGUCUUGCUGCUAAGAACAGAGUGGAUGAUUUGUAUCUGUGGUUACUGGCAGGGGCUGAUUUAAAUGUUAGUGACUAUGAUGGCAGAACACCAUUGCAUGUGGCUGUGUGUCGCAACAACAUCGAGACAAUCAAGUUUUUGCUGAAGAAUGGAGUAGACCGUACCCUCAAAGACAUCUUUGGGCACACACCAUUGGAUAAUGCAACUACUUAUGGACUGGACAAGGUUGCGCAGCUAUUGGAUGAAUGCACUGGCAUUCGGAUAUAUUACGAUAGAUUUUCGAGCCAAAAAAUCGAAGUUUACCGUGGAAUUUGGAAGAGAAUAAUUAAUAUAUUCAAUGCAAGAUAUUUUAAUUUAAAUUUAAAGACAAUGAGUGGAAGUCAGGACAAUUAUCCUGCGAUACAAAAACAGAUGGAAAAAAUCGGGAUCGGAGAAAACACUUCAAAUCCACCCGCAAGUGAGUUUAAGACUGAUGUCACAAAAGUACCUCACGCUACCCCUACUGGGGACACACCAGACUCCAAAACAACUUCUGCUGGUGGUCGUGUCAAAGAUCCUUUGAAAAGACAGUUUUCUAGGAAACUUCUACGACAUGUGUCUUUUAGUGGGGAGCUACCUAAGGACGCGAAGCCUCAGUUGAAGUCUAGUGGGAGAAUGGGAUCAAUUUCUGGGGACCUCGAUGAGGGCACUUCUAGAACCCUUGUCAGAAGGGUGAACGUUCUUCUGUUAUAUACUGGAGGUGCUCUGGGAUGGAAGUUAAUUCCAGGAGGUUUCCGAGUGGAGAAGAAUUUAGUGUUAAAUGAGUUGAGGAAGCUGCCGAUGAUGCAUGAUGCUGAUUAUGUCAACAAGAUUGAAGAAAACCUGAUGGAUGAUUUACCAGAGGAAGAGAUUAGAGAGGACCAGAUAAUAAUGCCUGUCUCAAAAUAUAGUGUUCGUACAUUUAUCGACGUCAAAGAAAUGACAGACGACAUGGUUGGACAUUCCCAAGACAUGGACAUGAAUGGAUGGAUUCAUAUUGCCUUAAAAAUCAAGGAAAACUAUGACAAAUACCAUGGGUUUGUGAUUCUCCACGGCACAGACACUCUCUGCUACACGGCUUCUGCUUUAUCCUUCAUGUUUGAGAACCUUGGAAAAUCUGUCGUCGUCACUGGAUCUUUGAGCCCAAUUAAUGAGCAUCUUAAUGACGGCAGAGAUAAUAUCCUUGGUGCAGUAAUGCUUGCUGGGCAUCAUGUUAUACCAGAAGUGUCUGUUUACUUUCAUGGCAAGCUUUACCGCGGCAACAGAUGUCUAAAAGUGGAUGCCAGAAGUUUUGGAGCUUUUGACUCUCCAAAUUUCCCACCAAUAGCAGCAGUUCAAUCAGGAUUAAAAGUUGAGUGGGACGAGGUGUUCAGGUGUAACCUAAGCAGUCGUUUCACUGUUAGGACAAAUCUUGUACAACAUGUCGGAGUAUUAAGACUUUUUCCUGGAAUAACCAAUGCUACUGUGCGGACCUUUCUUCAGCCUCCUAUACAAGGUGUUGUCCUAGAGACCUACGGCAGUGGUAAUGGACCAGAUUCGAGGCAGGACCUGAUGGAUGAAUUAAGAACUGCAUCAUCACGUGGUGUAAUCUUUAUUAACUGUACUCAAUGUCUGUAUGGUAGUGUGGUUGAUUCGUAUACUACCGGGAAGGCUCUUCUUGAUACAGGGGUGAUUCCUGGUGCUGACAUGACAGUCGAGGCAGCUCUUACGAAACUCUCCUAUGUACUUGGACUCGACAUCUCAAUAGAGGAGAAAAAACAGUUAAUGAGAACGAACCUUCGAGGUGAACUGACUGAGUACAGAAACCAAGAUAAAGAACAGUUUUCCUUAAGAGAUAAUGAACUCAUUGGACUUGUGGCGUCUAAUCUAAAAGUCGCAUCUUGUGAGGAGGUCAGGUAUAUCAAGCAAGCGUUAUUUCCAGUGCUGAUGUGUUCUGCUGCAGCGUCUGGUGAUGUCAGUGCUAUCGAAGAUCUUUGUAAGCAGGCUGGCAGCAGUCCAAAUUGUGCCACAGACCAUGAUGGCCGCACCCCUCUACACAUUGCAUGCACUGAAGGCCAUGUUGACGUAGUUAGAUACUUAUUACUACGCAGUGCCUCGCCUCAUGUUCAAGACAAGUACGGCCAAAGACCAGUGGAUGACGCGAUAAGACAAGAACACGCAGAGAUCAUCGAGUUACUGAUAGACAGUGGAGCACAUGUAGGUUGUACAACUAUGGAUAUGGCUCGUGGGCUGUGUGCACUGGCAGCCGGGAAUAAGGUCUCUAAGCUGAGGGCCUGGCUCCUAGCUGGUGCGGAUGUUAAUGUUGGAGACUACGAUGGGAGAACUCCAUUACAUGUGGCAGUGUGUAGAGGUAAAGUUGAGGCUGUUGAGUUUCUACUUGAAAGCGGAGCAGAUACGAAUAUAACAGAUGUGUAUGGACAAUCAGCUUUGGAUAAUGCAGAAUUAAUGCGAAAUGAAGAAAUCCUCCAUCUGUUGAAGAGUGACUCCCCUUCCAGACAUAAUACUGACACGUAGUCUCAUGUAAAUACUUUCCCCACUCCUUCCCUUCUUGGAAAAAAUUGGAAAGGUGGCACCAAAUCUUUUCCGAGAUAGCAAACAUGGUGCAUUGUGGUCUAGCUUGGGUACAAAUAUCUUUUUCCCUUAUAUGGUGUUACCUGAAUCCAAGCUAGACCAGAAUGCAUCAUAUUUGUCAAACUCAGAAACAGUCUGAGAAUGCCCUCCAAAAAUGCCCUUAAACUAUUUCUAUCAAAUGAUAAAAUUGUUUGACUCGUAAUGAUAAAAUCACACUACAAUUUUAUUUUCUUAUAGAAUGGAAACAUACUAGUACUUUUUACAUACACCUUUUUCAAUAUAAAACGUGGUCAUCGACAAAGCUGAUAAACAAAAAGCAAAAGGAAAUAAGUUAUUCGAAGAUCCAAGAACAGCUGGAAUGACCUGUGUUUCUGCUUCUUAUUCUCGUCAAAAACAUGGACCUUUGUGUUGAGACUGAUUCAAUGUUCUUUUUCGCCUAUAGUUUUCAGCAAUGAUAACAUUUUUUGAAAUAGGUGUAUAAUACUGUUCUAGUAUCAAUCAUUGAUUACAACACACUAUUCAAUAACCAUGUUUUAUCUUUAUAACUAAUUUAAUUAUAUAUUAAAAAAAUAGGUGGAAGUUUGAAAAAUCAAAAAAAUGUAUAGUAUUGUUAAUAGUAUUGUUCAUAAAAUUAUUUUAUUUAGAUAAACAGUCAUUAACCAUUAAGUUGUAGAGUACAAACACUAAAAGUGUGCAACACUUUGCACUAUUUAGUAGCAAAUAGUGCUAAUUAAACAAUAGGAUUAGCAUAAUUUAGCAGUAUUUAGUGGUAUUUAUGUUGCACACUUAUAGUGUUUGUACUAUAAUUCUGUAUUUUAUUAGUGGCAAAAAAAGCUUGAUUUAAUUCUGAUGCUGAAAAUUAUUAAAUUAUCAUUUUUAAUUUGCACUCAAACCUGGGAUACAAAGUUAAAAGAGGAAAACUUCAUGGUUAUUUUACAGCGAAACUGCCAAUUAUUAUCAUGAAAUGGGAGAUUUAUUCAGCAUGUCACUGAAAGUACGGGAACCAGUUAAAAAAUUCUCCGAUGGGAAUUGAGCACAUCGCCUUGUGUUAAUUCUAGAUGGAUGCUCUAUUAUCACAGAGAGUUAUUCUACACCUUGACACAAAUUAUCAGAGCAAUAUUCUACAUCUUGACAAAGAUUAUCACAAAGCAUUAUUCUAUUACUUGAUACAAAUGAUCACAGAGCAUUAGAAAGAAGACAUUUAACUGGUGAAAUAAGAAAUACUAGUAGACAAAGGGAAAAAAUGGAAUUAGAGUCUACCAAUGGGUAUUAGGCCUAGGGCAAACGUCGAAGAUGCACUGAACUUAAUUGCAUCAAAGAAUGCUGCCUCAUUAUCACCUGAUAUCCAUUGUUUUUAAUGAAUUCGGUGCAUGGAAAGUUCGACGUUUGCCCUAGGCCUUAGUGUAAUAACAGGUUCGAUGACUUCACUCUAUUUUACAUUUUGACAAAAAUAAUAAAAUGUGAAAAAAAUUCAAAGGAGCGAAAUGGAAAUUGGGAAUAAUUUCUACCGUAUUAAGUGAUUUUAUUUGAAAUGUACAACUAGGUAAAAUGUGUUUAAAUAAUUAUUGUAAUGUACAACUAGUGCAAUGAAUUACAAUGACCUGAAUCCCAUUAUACCAUAAGAGAAGAGAGAUCAUAAACCCAAUCCUCUAGAGGAUAAUGUUCAGGCAUGCCAUUCCUUUGAGUAUGAAAUCCUGUUACUGACAAACAAAGUAAUACUCAAGGGAAUGACACAUGAUCUGAAAAGGCAAAACACUAGAUUCAUUUGAUUUCAUAGAGGAUAUUAUGGCCUCUGUACCUGGUCUUUGUUUUGUGCCAUUGAUGAAUGAUAAUGUAUUAUUUCAUUUUGAUUUCAGCUUUCGGGAGUAUUUAAGUUGUAGGAUAUCACCAACUUCAUCAAUUGCUUCCAAUGCCUAUAAUAAUCAUAAAUAAGUCAUUAAAAAUUAAAUGAAGGGAA